Molecule: messenger RNA, 3909 nt
Organism: Papaver somniferum (opium poppy)
Lineage: Eukaryota; Viridiplantae; Streptophyta; Magnoliopsida; Ranunculales; Papaveraceae
Product: dual specificity protein kinase YAK1 homolog
Exons: 17
Coding region: 524-3400 (958 amino acids)
Biological process (GO): peptidyl-threonine phosphorylation; peptidyl-serine phosphorylation
Cellular component (GO): cytoplasm
Molecular function (GO): ATP binding; protein serine/threonine kinase activity; protein tyrosine kinase activity
Source: RefSeq, a predicted model, not a curated record
AGUUUCUCUCUCAUCAAAGAGACGGAGGCGGAAGAAAAACUAACACACACGCACACUCUCUCUCUAGACCUUCUCUCUCCCCUAACCCCAAAUUUCCCGUCCUUACCUUUCUCUCUCUCAUCAUCAUCGUCAAUCUAAAAUCUGUUCCAUCAAUUUAGGUUUUGAUUUUGAUGAUGAUUGAGUUUCUUCUACCAAAACCCUAGUAAUUUCAAAAUUGUUUAAUUUUAUUGUGUUUUUGAUCGUUUCUCAGUUUCAAUCUUUUGCAUGUCAAAUUCUUUGUUUCUGUAGAAUUUGGGUGGAAAUGUUUGAUUGAUUGAUACAAAUGAUUGAUGGGGUUAGAAUCUUCUGGUUAAAUUUUCUGAAUUUCAUGCAUGGUUUUAAGGAUAGAAAGAGGAAAAACCAAAAAUUACUCAUCUUAUGAGUUUUUAUUUGCUUUAGGGUUAAUGUUAAUAUGGAGGCGUUAGUUACCAAAGAUUUUGGGGUUUAAUUUUGAAAAGUUUGAUACUUUCUUUUGCUCUUCGUCAUGGAUGAUACAAGUACUAGGAGCGAAGUUGGGGUGAAGUCGCCAUGGAAACCUGCAGAGAGAGCUUUUCAUCGGUAUUCGCCAAUAAUGGAUGGUGGAGAAACUUCUCGGAAACAGAAUGGUGCGAGCCUUGUUACACGAAAACCGCUCAUCACCAGAUUAACUAAAGACAUAGUUAAAACGUACCAAACAUGUAAUCCAGAUUUCAAGCAUAAUGAAGAAUUAAAUCCAAAGCGGUUCCUAACCACCCCAUCAGUUGGUAUUAGCAACGGUGGAUAUGAUAAUGCAAAUUCAGAUAUGAUCUUGAGUGUGAACUUUGUCGUGCUCCACAUGGAAUCACAACGAAGAUACAUCGUCAAAGAGAUGCUUGGGCAUGGGACUUUUGGACAAGUUGCUAAGUGCUGGGUCGAAGAGUUGAAAGGUCAUGUUGCUUUAAAGAUAAUAAAGAAUCAACCAGCAUAUUUUCAGCAGGCACUAGUUGAAGUAUCCCUUUUGUGGCAGCUAAAUACAAAAUUUGAUCCGGAGGAUAAACACCACAUAGUUCGCAUUCUGGACUUUUUUGAGUUCCAAAACCAUUUAUGCAUUUCCUUUGAAUUGCUUGACUCAAACCUGUAUGAGCUCCUGAAGAUGAACAGUUUUAGAGGACUAUCAAUGAACAUUGUCCAAGUUUUUGCGAGACAGAUCCUGCGGGCCUUAGUAUUAAUGAAAGAUGCCAACAUCAUUCAUUGUGAUCUGAAGCCUGAAAACAUUCUUUUGUGCACGAGAUCAAAGCCUGGAGAAAUCAAAAUCAUCGACUUUGGAUCAGCUUGUAGAGAGGAUCGAACGGUUUAUUCUUACAUUCAGAGUCGUUACUACAGGUCCCCUGAAGUUCUUCUCGGUUAUCAAUAUAAUACUGCAAUAGAUAUGUGGUCCUUCGGUUGCAUAGUUGCGGAAUUGUUCUUAGGAUUGCCACUAUUUCCGGGAAUGUCGGAGUUUGAUCUGCUCAGACGAAUGAUAACAACACUUGGAGGCCAACCACCUGAUCAUGUACUGAAGGAGGCAAAAAAUACGUCUAAGUUCUUUAAGCGCAUAGGAAGUGGCCACAACUUCGAGAAUGAUGUAAUCUGCAUGGGUGAAAGAAGUGGUUACCAACCAUUAACUGCAGAGGAAUAUGAAGCUAGGACGCUGAAAAAAGCAACAAUAGGGAAGCAGUAUUUCAAGUAUACGAAGCUUGAGGAGGUUGUUAAAAACUACCCAUAUAGAAAUAACUUACCUCAGGAAGAGAUAUCCAGAGAAAGUAUAAACCGUUUAGCAAUGAUUGAUUUCUUGAGGGGUCUCAUUGAAUUUGAUCCAGCAAAGAGGUGGUCGCCUUUGCAAGCUUCAAAACAUCCUUUUAUGACUGGAGAACCCUUCACAAGCCCGUAUAGGCCUUCUCCGGAGACCCCUCAUGUGCCUGUAGCUCAGAAUUUUAAGGUGGACCACCACCCUGGUGGUGGUCACUGGUUUGCUGCAGGUCUUUCACCUCAGGUGUUAAGCAUUAAUAGAGGGCCUCCACAGAAUAACUUUCAGGUGGCUCCACAGAAUGCUAGUAGCUAUGGCAGCUUGGGAAGCCAUGGUAGUUAUAACGAAGGAGUUGGACUUGGCAGCAGCUAUGGAAGUUAUGGCGAUGAUAGUUGUGUAUAUGCAUACUAUUCUCCUGUGGGUCCAUCUGGUCUGAACAUCCGUGCUCAGGGUGGUGGAGUGCCAAUCGCUGGAGCUAGCUCUGAUGCUAGAUGGAGAACUUCUCAACUUUCUCAUGGGAAUGGAGGACUUGGUGUCAGUCCAUCCGCAGGAAACUUUGGGCCGAUGUCUCUAGGUGUGAGUCCCUCACAGUUUACACCUCCUAAUCACCAUACUCAAGUUUCCACUGGAUCUUCAGGAAAGUUCGGCCCAACUUCCCCAGCAAGAGGAAGUGUUCAUGGAUCACCUUUAAGCAAAAUGGCUGCUGUUGGACACUUCAAUAAUAGGAGGAGAAGUUGGGGACAUCCUGGGUCCCACUCGUUACCCCCUCAAGAAGAUACAACGCACUGGCAAGGGCAUCAUACUGAUGGUGCCAGCUGUAGUUACGGUGAGGGAAGCUCUCGUGGGCAUACUAAUGGUUCUCCUCGGAAUAUGCAAUCAACCAGUAGUGUUCCUAAUUGGAGGCCUUUGAGAGGAAAUGCCAGAUUCAAUGCAGGAUUUUCAUCUGGCACUUCACAGUCUGUUCCUCAACUGAACUCCAACAUGCCGUAUCGCCCAAGCUUGGAGUCUACAAAUGAAAAGGCUGAAAUUAGUUCGCUACCUGAUCCUGGAGAUUGGGACCCCAAUUAUAGCGAAGAAUUACUCCUGCAAGAGGAUGGUCCUGAUGUGGGCUCUAUGGUUUCUGAAUUUACCAAUAUCAUGCACAUUAGUCAUCCCCCAGAUCCUGCUGUUCCAGUUGCUGGCAUGGGAAGGUUUAACAACACCUACCAGACACAUAUGAACUCACAUAUACCCAAUCAAAGAAACUUCUUAACAAAUCAAGCAUUCCCUCAAGUAGAUGCGAGCUCCUCUUCAGCGCAUGAUAUGCAUGCGGGGCAUGGCCGUCCAAUUAUGUCUUCACAGUUCACACCUCAUUCCGCACAAAGCUCUCCUAGUCGUUUUGGGCAGCAUCCACCACCUUGUCAUCGAUCUAAUUAUGUGCCGCCAAAUUUUGCUCGUGGUGGUGAGUGGAAUCAUCAGAAGGUUCGGCCACCUCCAAUCUAUAACAAUGUUGGCUCACACUCUCUAGGCAAUAACACACUUCCUAACGGGUCGCCAUGGGGACGGAGGCCUGGGUAUCCAGUGACCAACAUUCCACCAGCAUCCAACUCAAGGAAGGAUUAUGGAAGGAUUGUUUGAUAGGAUAUAUAUGAAUAAUGAACUUGAUCUUUUUUUUUUCCUUCUGAAAGUGGGGUUAUUGUGUAUUCAGCAGUGGAACUAAGUUUCUACAAGAAACCCUUCUGUGAACGUGGGGAUUGUGAUAAUUUGGGGGAAAUUAUUUUAGUGGUCCUAUGGAUCCAUCUAAGAUCUGUUGGAAAAUCUUCUUCUUGAUGGUGGUGACAGUGGUGUGUGGGGUGGGAUGGAUCCAUCUAAGAUCCAUUGUAAAAUCUUCUUCUUGAUGGUGGUGACAGUGGUGUGGGGUGGGAUGGUGGUACAUGUAAAGCCAUUGUGCUAUUCACGGAAUACAUUCUAAAUUAUGGCAUCCAUGUCUAUCUCCAUUUUAGGCACUCUUCUUGUGAAGUUGGUCAACUUACUAAUUGAUCACCAAGGGGUGCUGGAUCUGUAAUCAGACUUCGUACUGAUUUUCAGCUAUUCACAUAUUAUUGAUUUGAAAGGAACAUUCUUCAAUAUAUUUAUUUUGCAAUUAA